UUCGGUUCGCGCAGUGUAGUGUCUGAAAUGCGCCUCUCGGCCAGACGCUGGCGCCAUCUGCAUUGUCAAUGUUGUUGGGCAGCAGCAGGAGCAGCAGCAGCAGCAGCAGUGGUGCUGUAAUGGAGCCGUAAGCGCGUUUUCCUGGCCCACCGUGUGCCCGCCGAGAACCGAGAGCGAGGCCCGCCGCUCGAACUGCACCCAGGACGGACAGCCUCCCCGGCAGCAUAGCCGAGUUCCGACGAGCAGCAGCGAGCGACCACCAGCAGUAGCAGUAGCAGCAGCAGCAGCAGCACCACCACCACCACCACCACCGCCACCACAACCACGGGGACGAGCAACCCAGCCAGCGCGCGCGCUCGCUGCAACGGCAUUCCCGUGAGUCUCGGACCAAGUCCCGCUGCGCUCAGGAUUGCGAAUCCCGCAUCGCCGUCAACGCCGCCGAGUCGGGCCCAGCGCUGGCCCUCGCGUCUUACCCGGCCCGCCGCCACCGUCACCGCAGCCGAAGCCACUCGCGGUCGCAGCUCGUUGGCUCUCUGCCGUGGGAGGAAGCGCGCGCUUGACCUGCCGAACGUGUUUACGUGCGUUCGGUGCCCGAGUGAGCCGAGGAGACAACGCCGCGAACGCAAGCUUGAGAUCAGUGCAUAACCUCCGUGCCGCGGGUGGUGCCCCCAGGCUGAUGGCCAAUUCGAGUGGACAGUGCCGUGGUGUUUCUACCCGCUCGUAUGGGUUCUCAGUGUCGUGGACUGUGUACCUGAUUCAGUGGAUACUCCUUUUCCAGAUAAUAACUAUAUGGAUAGCUAUGUAGUGAGUAUCUGCUAUCACAUACGGAUUUAUUGGAUGGAUUGACCGGUUGUUAUGUUAUGUUUCAAAGAGGGAUGCACACGGCUUGUCCGCAUGUGCCGCAAACCACUAGAUUGCUUGGUGUAGUAGAAUGGCACAACGAGGCAAGAGAAUCAACAGAAACGACAAUGACUCUGCGUCUUGCCCGGGCGCGAUUAAAAGGCGCAAAUGCAGAGUGGGACCAGCUGCUACGGAUACUGCAGUACCAGUGGCAGCGCUGGGCCCCUCCGAGGAGGAAGAAACGAUGGCGUCGUCCAGUCAAGGAGGGUCAUCCUGGACCCCCAGACCUCUCAGUGAUAUAAAAAUAUCCAGCAUCUACAACAGGUCGGCGGCAGAACCGCCGGCUGAACUCUACCGUAAAGACCUGAUUAGCGCAAUGAAAUUGCCCGACAGCGAACCGCUCAGUCCUAGUGAAUAUUGGCUUAUCUCUGACCAAUGGAAACAGGAAUGGGAAAAGGGAGUGCAGGUUCCUGUUAAUCCUGAUUCACUUCCUGAGCCUACGGUCACUCUUAUCCAGACUCCGCCUAUGAGUAAACUUUAUGGCGAGUUUAAGUUACCAAAAAAGUUUUUGAGAAUAUCACGAGAUGAUAGUUUUAAUACUGAAGAGCAUUAUUUAAGCAAUACUCCAGCUCGAGCUGAAAAGGCCUGUGGCUAUGACUUGGAUGACACUGAUAUCGCUUGGCUAGAAGUGCUGAAUGGUGAAAGAGCAUUGUGUGGCCAACCUUCAGUUACUGAGUCUCAACUUGAGCGAGUAAUAGAGGAAUUAGAGCAUCGCUGUUGGGAUAAAAUACAAACUAUAGUUAAAAAUGAAGAAGGUCUUGGAAUUGAGUAUGAUGAAAACGUUAUAUGUGACGUUUGUAGAUCUCCUGAUUCUGAGGAGGGUAACGAAAUGGUGUUUUGUGACUUUUGCAAUAUUUGCGUGCAUCAAGCAUGUUAUGGGAUCACAUCAAUACCAGAUGGUUCCUGGCUGUGUAGAACUUGUUCAUUGGGUCAGAGACCAGAAUGCGUAUUGUGUCCCAAUCCGGGCGGCGCUAUGAAGUCCACACGGAGUGGACAGAAAUGGGCCCAUGUGUCCUGUGCUCUUUGGAUUCCUGAAGUUAGCAUUGGUUGUGUAGAAAAGAUGGAACCUAUUACAAAGAUAUCCAGUAUUCCGCCAAGUCGAUGGGCGCUUAUAUGUGUGUUAUGUCGCGAACGCGUCGGUGCUUGCAUUCAAUGCAGUAUAAAAACAUGCAAAACAGCGUACCACGUUACAUGUGCUUUCAAACAUGGAUUAGAAAUGAAAGCCAUAAUCGAGGAUGAACAAGCAGAGGAUGGUGUCAAAUUAAGGUCAUACUGUCAAAAACACGGAAAAAUAAAUACAAAAGAUAAAAACAGUGGAGGAGGCGCAGGAAGCGGGAGCGGUAAAGGAGGCUCUGAUUCUGAUGAAGGCGAAGUUCGUCGAAGAAAACGCAAAGAUAUGAGUUCCGAGGAGAAAAAUCAGGCACGCGCGGCCAAAAAAAAAAUUUUUAAAAUUAGACUCCAGGAAAUCGAAGCUGAAUUCGACAAACAUGUAAGCUUAAAAGACAUCACGAAUCAGCAGUUAGAUGUGGAUUCUGACGCUAUAGUAUACAUUUAUAAUUAUUGGAAAUUAAAAAGAAGGUCGGGACACAACAAGCCGCUGCUUCCGCCUCGUUGUGGCGAGCUUUCAGGCUCGGGCGUCCGAGCGCAAGGCCAGGCUGCCGACAACGAGAAGAUGCGCAAAUUCGUGCAACUCCGCCAGGAUCUUGAGCGCGUGCGUAAUCUCUGUUACAUGGUUAACAGGCGAGAGAAACUUGGUCGCACGUUUCUUCGACUGCGUGAGCAAACCUUCCACAAGCAGGUGCUUCUGAUGUCGGGUCCAACUCUGCCUGCGACAGCCGUAUCGUCCAUCCUCGAAGCCAACCAUGGGCCUAGCAUCUAUGAUCACCUUUACUCGCAUCCCGACGCUGAGACGCACUCGCACGAUCUUGAUUCGCUACUGGCGCGUAUCAAAGGUCAAGAAUCUCCUGGGACGCCACUUUCAGGAGAUGAAAAGAAGCAUCAGCCAGAUUUUAAUGGCGCUUUGAACAAGCGGCUGCAUUUCAACGGCACAGUGACGCGUAAGAAGCUCUAUGGCAGCGAUCUCUCGUCUAUGAGCAGUAGCGAGACAGAUCAACCAAAGCCCAGUAAAAGUUCCAGCACGAACAAGACGAUCACUGAAAAGAAAUUGCAGCAGCAGCUUAGCAAGACGAAAAUCACGCCCAAGAUCGAGACUGACUCGAGUACUGAAGAAGAAGAUAAGCCAUCUGUAUUAGCGAGUAAGGCAAGUGGCAGUAAGGCUAGUCCCCGGCGUAAAUCGAAGAAGACGAGCGCACCAGACCGGCCACCUCGUAACUCGACUCGGAAGGUACACGAUGAAAGCAGUGAGAGCGACACGAAGCCCGAGACGGCAGCGACAAGGUCGCGCACGUUGCAGCACAUGGAGCGUGAACUUGACAGUGCAACAGGCAGCGAUUCUGACGAGCUCAUACCAAUUAGCAACAAAAGUGCAGCUACUCGGUUGGGUCCUGCCACCGUCGAUCAGAUAUACUCGGACACGGAUGACUCGUCUCUUGAUCGUACCUCUUCUAAGUCAACGCACGUUAUCACCAAAAGCGUUGCUGCCAAAUCCACAACAAGUGAAUCUUCUAAGAAGAAGGAGAAGGAUAAACACAAAGAUAAAGACAAGGAUACCAAGGAUAUCAAGGAUAUCAAGGAUUCGAAGGAAUCGGUGCUUGACGAUACCAAGAAAGACACAGGCACAAAGAACAAAGAGAAUCAGAAGGCGGCUAGUAAAAAGAGAGAAUGCAUAGCGUCAGCACUGAUAGUUCCGCAGCGGCAAGCUGCAAAGAAAGCCUCCGAGAUUAUGCAGCGCUCACAGAACAAAAAGGAAACGACGACAUCGAUGGCCGCAAGCGAACCAGCGACAGAUGUUAAACCUCCGACGAUAGAAGACGUGAAAACAGUUGUUAAGCCACCGAAGGAGUCUAAGGACUCUAAGUCACUGUCUUCGUCGACCACGUCCUCCAGAAAACAAAAGCCAGAUGGUAAGUCCUGGUCGAGGUCUGGUAACGAUAUUUACGAUUUUGAGAAGGAGUUUACCGAUGGCUCCGAAAUUUUGGCCUACGUACCGCAACGGCAAGCGGCAAAGAAAGCGGCUGAGCAUAUCAAGGGCAAUAUCAGUGCUAAAUCUGCAGGGGCUCCAGUCGAUCCUGAAUCAUCUGAUAGUAAAGUAAAGAAGGAAACUUCCGACGUUACCACAGCCGGCCCCAAGAAGAAACCAGAAAUGAAAAAGGAGGAGUCGCCUGUGACGGAGGAACCACCUGCGACACCAAAGAAACCGAUGAAGAAAAGUCCAUCGAAGCUGCCUUCCGAUUCGUCAAGUUCUAGCAGCAGUAGCAGCAGCUGCAGUAGCUCAAGUGAUAGCAGUAGCGAUUCCGAUGAUACCAAGAGUCCGGAACAAUCGUCGCGACGCGCAAGUAUUAAUAAAGAAACGGCUUUGUCAUCUUCGACCUCAUCCGAAAGUGAUUCGGGACAUCAUUCCAGUAGUCGCGGUAAGACUAGUAUCCCAAGAGGUCGUGCCAAUCUGAAUAAAUCUGAUAGUAAAGCAGAAAGCAAAGCCGAUCUCAAGACAGAAAGCAAAGUGGUUGAGGAGGAGGACAAAAAAUCAAGCUCUAUUUCAUCUUCUUCAGGGACGGGGCGGAAGCUUAAAAAGCUGCCCGACAAGAAGCUUAAAACUUCCGACGGGCGGCAUGGACACGAGUUUCAGCCGCCGUCUACUGAAAGAGAUGAACCGAGUCGAUCCUCCUCCGCCAGUCACAAGGACGAGCACAAAGACAGCAAACAACUUAAAGACCAACAGCAGCUUACCAGUAAGCUUAAGCCUGCCGAACCAAAGGACAGUGCCACUAAGAAAUCAGCUGCCGUUCAGCCCCAGCAACAUCGCCAUCAGCAGCAGCACCAGUCACAAGCUGAAGCUGAUGAAAGUCUGCUCAGUGGGUCUCGAAAUAAUGAUGGGUCACGAAAUUUAUCUGGGCUCAAAUCUGCUAAAAAAUCCGGCCAAGCCGCCAAGCAGUCCCAGCAACAACAACAGCAGCAGCAGCAACAGCAGCAGCAACGUCAAGAAGCAUCACCCGCUAAAAGCAAGGAAGAUGUCUCUACGACUCCGAAAGGAAAGGCCACGGAGGCUCGUAAACGAAAAUCUGGCGAAAGCCCGCAAAAAGAAGAAAAGAAUAGUAGCAAAGAUGCGUCUCCGGUCAAAAAGGUGGAGAAAAGACUGAGUGAGAGAUCUAACGACAGGUCGACCUCUAAAGACAAUGUUGAGCGGGACUCGAGCACCUCGAGGGUCGCCACAGUAGAGCCCAUACAGAAGAGUGUUCCAUCAGCCUCUGAAAGUCCGUCAACGAAGAGUGAUAGUGGUAAGAAAUCAAAGAAGGGCAAUAAUAAGAACGUGUCUGUGACAUUAGAAGAAGAGUUAAAGCAGCGUAAAGCCGAAAGAGAUAGUCCAAAGAAGACGUGGAGAGGUUUUGAUAAACUGUUGGAGAAGCGUGAACAUCUAGACAAGUUAUCGAGAUCAAAGAACGCAGAAACUAUCAAGCCAGAAAAGAGCCAACCUACUACCGAAAAGCCUGCAAGAUCUGAUAGGUCUGAGACCCCAGAAAUGCACAAAGUUAGCGAUCGUUCAAAGAGCGAGGAUAAUAAGAGUUGCGCAGUCGAAACCAAAAAGUCCGUGCCAACAAGGGAGUCUAAAGAAAGUAGGCUCGGUAUCGAAACGGCCUAUAGGAAAGAUUUAAGUGACGCCCCACUCGCUGAACGACUAACCGAUGACAACAGAAAAAUAUCCGAAGAAAAAACAGAAAUGUCUGUAAGCAACGCUGAGCACAUGGAACACUUAAAGCCACAACACAAAGAUGAUGUGCUGAGCAAGGUAGGUGGUGAGCACUUGCUUGCUAAACCGCCCGCCGACAAACUUGCUGCAAUAAACGAAAUCAGUGAAAAGGAAAAUAGCAACAAGCGAAGACGAUCUACGAAUCGAUCCAUAUUCUCACCUCAGCACGGUAGCAAGGAUGCUGGAGUACCUGAACUGUUUGACUUUGAUCAGGAUAUCCUCAAUGACGACAUCAACGACGAUGGCUUCAGCAUACCGCGAGAUGCUGAGGAACGUGCGGCACCGCUAUCUUUUUCUUUCAACAACGAGCUUUGGUUCAAGGAAGAUACGAAGGAGGAUAGUGCGAGGGAGACUCUACAUCUCGUUGAAAAACUCCGCAUGGAGUUAUCAAAGAAGUCGAAUUCUAGUCAGUUUGACCUGGAACCUACUAUCGCAGCCGCGGCUGCUGUCGUCACUGAUGAUGCAGAAGUUAAGGGAUUGCGUGCUGCUGAUCUGAAACUCAAAAGUCAGUUGCAGCAGCAGCAGCAACAGGAAGAACAGGAACAACAAAAUCAGCAUCCGCUGGAUGAACAACAAGACAUGGCAAAAGAAACACCACCAGCUGAGUUGGCGGCAGCUGAACUUAAGAGCUCUAGCAACUCACAACUAGUUGAAAACAUUGUACAGGCAGAAGCUCAACGAGUUGAAGAUAAGCCGAAACCUUGUUAUCCAAACAAUAGUGCGCCCAUGUUUAUGCCUUCCUUCAUUAGCGAGGAUCACGAAAGUAGCAAAGUAGCUAUGGCCGAGCGUGCGAAGUUGGACAGAGCCGAAGCCGACGAGCGGUGGGUUCCACCGAGUGCCGAUACCUUUAGCGCUGCCGAACAACUAAGCGCCCUUAUCGACAGUCAGGCUCAGCGCUACGGUGUUGCAGGCCAGCAGUUCUCGAACGAUCUCACCGCAGCAGUUCUAGCCGCAGAAAAUGCGAAUGCGGCAAACGCCCUUGUUCAUUCGCAACUACACAUGGACAUGCAAGAUCAACAGUACAUGAUGCGCGCUAUUAUGGAUCCCCAUAGCGAACAGCAGGCUCGAACGGUUCAGGGCCUGGCCUCUCUCGUCGAGCAGCAAGUUGGAGCGAUUCCAACUCACAUGGUCGAUGAGAUGGUGAAUCGACAUCUAAUGGGUCUACCGGGUGCUGAUGACGAACAAAACAGCGAAAUGGAUCGAACUCUCGACAAGGACGAAAUCGGCUCGGAACUGGCGCGCCAAGACUAUACUGUCGGAGGCUCGCCUUACAAUGAUCUUGCCACCGUUCGCGGCCAGGAUACGAGAUGGGCCGAGAGUCAAGUGCUGCCAUCGCGUCGUUCGACCUCUUCAUCCAUUACGUCGGCUUCCUCGGUUGACGAUCACUCUGGCAUUCCACCAUACAAGGGCAAUAACACUGGGGCUACAAGCUCUGUUGGUGCGAGUUCUGGCAUGCCGUCGAUGAAUUUCCCAUUGGAGGGUUCUUACCACACGUACGAGCCGUCAUCCAACAGUAGCUUUACGGGUCCAGUGUCUUUGUUUCCGCCACAACCGAGUAGCGCCCAGCUACCAUAUCCAUCUCCUGGCGCAGCUAUGUUUCCGCCACCGUUUGGCGCACCUUUCCCCACGCCGCAAUCCUUACUACCUCAUGUAUCAAAGCCACUAGAUGAACAGCAGGUGAUGCAGGCUUCACCUUGCACAGCCGCCUUCACCUCGUCCUCGCAUAAUAUGGCCUUCACUGCGGCCAUGGUCUCUCCAAGCAAGAUGCCUUCGCCACCACCUGGACAUUCGGCUCUCGACGAGCGCGAUCACUCUCAGGAUCUUUAUGAACAACAACAACAACAGCAGCAGCAGCUCGAACACCAUCCGCCUAUCGAAGAAAGCCCGGCGGCUGCUGUGGCGACGGCCUUCCUUAACAGCCUCCCAGAGGCUAGUAUUCCGGAACGGCCUAUAGAGCACGUGCACGAGACACCGCCGAGCGAACAGGCUAAGAGUGCAACCGCUUCAGCGGGUAAGAAGUCGCCGUCCAAACCCACCAGAACAUCGGCCCGAGUGACGUCGCAACAAGGAAAGUCGCCUGGCAAGUCACCGCGACAACAGGAGGCUACGAAACCUGGUCCGAGCAGUCGAGCUCGUGGCAGAGGAGGAAAGUCUAGUCAACAGUCCAGUUACAGAGGAAGAGGUAGAGGUCGAGGAAGGGGGCGAGGCAAAAGUUCACAUCAUAAUAGUUCGAUACACAGUGAUGACUCUAUCCACAACAAACUUGUCGGCAGCGUAUACGACUUCGAUUCGGACGAGGAUUCUCCAGGCGAGACGAACAUCGCCGACCUGCGAACGAUGCGCGAGCGUAAAAAGUCGAUCGAGCUCUCGUCAACCGUUAGCAGUGAGAGGCGUGAUAGCCUGGCCAUGGCUAACGACUCGCUUGUCUCUCAAUUAGGCAGUCUCGCAGAUCAGCAGAUGCUGCACAAGAGCUAUACGGAAAGCAAGAGGUUAGCGAUAAGCUCGCCGUCCAUGCCAGGUGACGACUCAACAAUGGGCGCAGAAUCUGAAUCUGGUGCUUGUCACGGUUUCAACGAUCCGGUAAUGCCAUUACUACCAGGGCCCGUAGACAUGCGCACCUACAACUCAAGCGUUGAUGCUCAGGGCUCCUCGUUACACGGACAGUCCUACACCAACCAUCUACUCGGUUCGUUCGCUGGUGUCUCCACCGAGCACUCCAUCCCCGACAUGGAAGAGGACUUGGACAAGGAGCUGCACUCUACUCUCGUAGCAAAACAACAACCUGAUCUUGCGUCGAAGGGUAUACCUACAUUAGAUCCAGCAGCUGCCGGUCUCGCGGGUGACCCCAGCAAAGUGUCACUCAUGGAUUCGCGCAAUCAGCUGAAGGUAAAAAUUAAAGGCCCGUUUUUGGACGCUAACUACAUGGCGGCCUCGGCAGCGGCUAUGCCUCUUGCACAGCAGGUCAGUCCAAUCAUACCACCAACGAACAGCGUCUCCGUCGUCGGCUCGGGAACCUCCAAUCUUCGUCGUAUGCGUAAAAAGGAGUUGUUGCGCCAGUACUGUUCUCAAGACAUGAACAUGGACGAUCCAGCAAGCGGGACUGUACCUAUGGUAACACCUGUCAUUCCACCCAUUAGUCGCUCCUUUAUCGCCAUACCGAAGGCUGUGGACUCGAUGACGAGCAUACCUACUCGGGAAGAUUAUAAGGCUGUUGUCGUCAACAUCGAAAAGAAACGUCGCAAAGAACGCGCGAGCAUCGGCAGUCUCGGCAGCUUUCUCGACGCGCCCAUUUCGGGUAACGAGGACGAACAGCAGCAGCAACAGCAGCAACAACAACAGCAGCAGAUCAUCGGCACGGAAAGGCGGCGCUCGUCCAGUGGAGCGCCGGCUAGUACUGAACGACGACGCGGCAGACAGCCCAGGCCGUCAACGCAACCAUCCGCUUCUGGUUCUAGUACACAAGCGACCGCUGGUCCUCCUAAACUCAAGAUCAAAAUUGGCAGUGGUACCCAAGAGACGACGGCGAGCUUGCAGCAAGACGAUCGCAGUAGCAUUAGGCCGCCGAAGAAACGAUUGAGCAGUAUACCUAAUAUGCCGAGCAUGGAGGAGCUUAGGCGUGAUAGUAUGAAGUACCGAAAGAAGAUCGAAAAGGAAUUCGAGGGUAGCUCUGAAAAGACUGGCAAGAUCAAGCGUGACAAGAAAGACAAAAACGGCAAAAGAAAAAAGAAGGCAAGCAAAGAAAAGGGAGAUAAGGAGGGCCGAGUACAGUUGCUUGAGAGCGGCGACAAGGCGCCCUGCAAGCUUAUCAUAAGACUGGGCAAAAGCAAUCCGGAUAGUGCAGCAUGCAGCGACGAGGGUUCGAGUGCGGCCGCUGGCUCCGCGAUGACAACGAUGCCGGCGACGGGAACCACGACGAGCACGACAACAGAGACCUCGACGAGUAGCGCAACGACUGGUACAGGCACGAGCCAGGAGAGUUGCGAGCAGGCGAGGCUAGGCCCGCCUCCGUCGACGGCCGAGGAGGAGAACAAUACCACCGGGAACAAGUCGGAAGAAGCGCCACUGGAGGGUAGGCAGCCACCCGCGCAGCAGGAGAACUCGUCCGCGAGUACCUUGAGGAAGGUGCGCUGCACCAAAGUGUCACCCAUCAGGUUAAAAUUGACGCGAUGCCAAGAGGGCUACGAGCUCAAGUCGCCGGGAGCAACUGUCGCAGCUGGAGAGCAGCAGCAACAGGCGACAGGGCAGUCUGACGACUUGGCUAAAGGUCAGCAGCAGGAGCAGCAGUCUACUGAAAGCAAAAACGACAAGGAGGAAGUAAAGGAGGAGGCGUCGUCUUCCAUGGGAGACGAGAAGCUCCCUUUACUGGGCCAGUCCGCGACGGCACAGCAUAGCUCGCCUGGCUGUCCGCCGGCGCCGCUCCCACAAGGAUGCCAAGUUAGGUGAUAAUUAAUGAUAACUGUAUAAUAAAGACAGGGAAACCAACACUAAAUAAUCUGGUUCUCACAUAGACAAUGAUUAUGUUAUUAUUAUAUUAUAUGUUAUAUAUAUAUAUAUAUAUAUAUAUAUAUAUAUAUGUAUAUAGUAUAUAUACAUGUUUCGCGCGUAUAUGUAUAUAUAUAAUAUUCAUAUAUGUACGAUAUCCAAUGUUGGGACGGAGAGACUCACUAGUUAAAUGAUAAAUGAAGAAUAAAACGCGUUGUAAGUGUGUAUAAUAAAUUAUUCGAUAAUUGUAAGUGUAAAUGAUCUGAGGGUGAAGUGAAAUGUCACAAAGUGCCCAAAUUCACCAUAAUUAUUAUAUAGCAUGUGCAUUUCAAAAUAGAAGAAUGCGCGAGAAAUCGAGCGAAAUGAGAGUAAGGAAGAGAGAGAGAGAGAGAGAGAGAGAGAGAGAGAGAGAGAGAGAGUGAGAGAGAGAGUGAGAGAAAUAAAGUAAUAUGUGGUCUCAAUGGCGUACGCUGCUCAUCGUUGAAGGUGUCGCUUGUUUUUGGUGAUAAAGUCGUAUUCCAGCCUGAUCCUUGUCCAUGUUGAGGAAAAGUCUUCUUUCUUUUAGAAAUCGCACGUUUCACUACGGUAAAUACUUCAUUUUUAUUCUUUAUUUUACUGAACGUAACCCUUAAAAAAAGUUGUAAAGAUUGUUGGAAGUGAUACAAUUAAAUAUCAUUAAAUAAUUAAAUGUUAUUUGCAAAUCUUUAAUGGCUACUCAUAUAAAUGAAGGAUAACUACGUAAUCCUAGGUACCUUUUUUUGAAAAAGCAUAACAUUCUUUAUUUAAUUACUUGUUACAUGUAUAUGCUGUUUUCUUUGUAGCAAGAGAAAAAAUGCACAUUUUUAAAAUCUUAUUUUGUCAGCAAAAUUGACUUCUUAAUUAAAGUAAAAAAAUUCACUUUGAGCCAGUUUAUAAGUAGUUACUUUUCUUUAAUUUUAUUAUAAAAUAUCUUUCUUAAGAAAUGAAGCAAACAAGAACCUAUUUCUGUGAUAUAAAAGUUGAGAUUUUUUUAUAGAUAUUUAUUAUAUAGUAAUGCAGUAAAUAAUUAUAAAUAUAAUAACGCCAAACGUUUAUUAAGGAUGUAGUUUAUGUUUAUAUUGAUUACAAAUAUUUUAAACUUGGCUAUAAUUUACAUUACUUUUAUUAUAAUGUGUAUAUAUUUUUACUGCAAUAUUUAUAAUAAAUAUUACAUAUCUAUUAAACUACUUGUCAAUAACUUCAAAAGAAUUAUGCACGGUGUCCAGCCAACAUUGCUUUUAAUCAGAAUAGUAUCUAUUAGUUUUGACGUGGAUAUAUAAAUUUAGUAUCCAUUAAUUUUAUUAUAAGAGAUAUUUGUUAAUAUACGUCAACAAGAGAACCUAAUUUUUUUCAAUAAAUAUUUUAUACAAAUAAACGGUUGUUUGAGCAUAUUAAAGUACAGUUUCUUAACAAAUAAUUUUUACUUUGUUUAGUAUAAUUUUUUAGUUAUUGACAAUCACGAUGAGAAAUAGAUGUUUAUCGAUCAAUAUUAGAUAAAAAACUUUGUUGAUAUUAAAACGCUUUAAUUACAAAUUGAUUUAUUAUUUUUAUAAAUGUGUAUAAUUUAAGUGAAUUAUUGCUAGAUCAAAAUAUGUUGCAUUAACAGUAAAUUAUGUGUGUAGUUGGAAAAAUUAUGUUAAUGUUUCAAAUAAUUAUGCGAAUUCAAUUUUAUUUUGAUUUAAAAACUGGCUAAGAGAUUUUUUUUUUAAAUUGCGAUUUCUAAAACCAAAAGGCAUAAAAUAAUUGUUUUACUUGCAGUGAAACGAUAAAAACGUUUCAAAUACAAUUAAAGAAAUUAUUUUCAGUGAACGAUCGACACCUUGACGAGCGCCGAGACUUUAAUUAAGAACAUAUAAAUAUGACCCUGUACAAAAUACAACAAAACAUUACACUUCAUAAAUCACAGUUUAAAAUGUGAUUUUUAAACACUCUAGAGUAAUGACUUUUAUUAAAAAAAAAAAAAACAUUAUACAAGUACAUUUCCAAAACCAAGUAACGGUAAAAUAAUAAUAGUUGUACGAAAGAAAAGAAACGCAACGUCGUAUUUAUAUACAAAAAAAAGAAGAAUAAUACAAAUCGGUUUUACCUUUUUUACCACACUCAUUUUUCGUUCACUCUUUUAUCGCAUUCGUUGUACCACGAACGGCUCUUGAAUUUACAAUAAUGAAAGCGAGGGAAUCAUACAACUAAGAAAAAUUUGAGAGAUAAUCAAUAAAGAUACGAUCAAUAAUGUAUCUGGUUUAUUAAAGGAUACAAAUAAAUAUUUUGUACGCGAGAAGCCUUUUCUGGUUGCAAUUAACGUACACACAUACAAACAAACUGAUCACCGGACACGUAUUUUGUAAAGAUGCACUAAAUAAGAGCCGAUCAAUUUUUAUCACUUUUUUAUGUAUAGAUGAGCAGCUAAAUGAUGUAAUUCGCCGCUUCGGAAGAUGCGUAUAUAUAUAUAUAUAUAUAUAUAUAUAUAUAUAUAGAUUUUAUAAUAGUUAAACAAGUUGUUAAAUAUCAUCCUUUCGUUUGUAAGGUAAAUAAAGAAGAAUUAAGAAGAAAA
Messenger RNA from Nasonia vitripennis (jewel wasp), 12815 nucleotides. It is a transcript of the gene rno, whose product is annotated as PHD finger protein rhinoceros. Gene Ontology annotation, biological process: regulation of transcription by RNA polymerase II. The coding region runs from base 932 to 10207 and encodes 3091 amino acids. Lineage: Eukaryota; Metazoa; Arthropoda; Insecta; Hymenoptera; Pteromalidae. The transcript is spliced from 11 exons. The record is from RefSeq and is a predicted model, not a curated record.